Messenger RNA from Dovyalis caffra, 291 nucleotides. Lineage: Eukaryota; Viridiplantae; Streptophyta; Magnoliopsida; Malpighiales; Salicaceae. The record is from the annotation of a GenBank genome assembly.
AUGGGACCGUCCAUGACAGGGACGUUGUGCUGGUACAUUAGCCCUUUGCCAGUUGCCAUGAGUCAUGACUUCCCGAGGAUAAGAGCUACAAAGUCAACCCUAACACACCGUGCGGUUGCAGCUCGUGCUGUGUAUUCCUUGCGGAGAAAUUUUAAGAGCCGCAAAGUUUUAAAGUCAGCUGCUAAAAAACAAGAUUAUACAGCAGAUCUUGGAAGCUGGAACCUAAGAAGCAAAAUGAAUAAGAAUAAUAAUAUCCGAUUCUACGAGUCAAAGGCAACACCCCCAAAAUAG